AUGGAUUCGUACUCUUCGCACCGAGACUCCUCCGCGCGCUCGCCGGGCGACAGGACGUGGGGCAGUCGCGACGACCCACGAAUCAAGGAGGAGCGGGCUGAUACUUUCUAUCGCGGUAGAUCUCCUGCCCACGAGCGCCAACACCGUGACAGACGUCGCUCUCGAUCCCCGGCCGCCAUCGACCGUUAUGAACCGAGAGGGCGCGGUCGCGAUGACUACGCCGGUGGUCGAGAUCGCGAUGAUCGCCGAGAACGGAGAAUCACGUCGCCGCCCGCUAACAUUGAUCGCUACGUCCCCGGGCAAGACAGCAGUGCCCCUACACCGUUAACCGUCAACCCACUUGCGGAUCCGGUUAAGCUCCCUUACCAGGUCGGAUUUUCAUACUUUGGCGAAUGGUGGAGAAUGAAUGAGAAGAUCAAGGAGGAGAAGGAGCGUCAACGCACCGGUCGCCGUCGCGAGCCCGAGCGCGCUCGUGGCCCUCGCGAGGUGCAGGAAGAGCGCGAGAAGGAGAAGGCCAAGAUUCAGCUCGCGUAUGAUGCCUACAAGGAAGAACUCCAAGGAAAGAUGGCUCGCACCUUUGUCAGCGAGCACAAGAAGGAGCAGUGGUUUCGCGAACGUUAUGUGCCUGAGAUCCGCGAUGCUUUCAGAGCCCAACUUAAUGAGUUCCGCAGAGGCGCUUAUAGCCAAUGGGAGCAAGAUCUCGAGUCCGGAACCUUUGACGACUUCUCCCUUGAAGGUAUCCCUAAGAGCGAGACGAACGGCCUCGGUGGUCUCGUAGAGAAGGAGGAGGGUGAAGCAACCGCCGCCAAUGAGAUCCUCGGCGUUGGCGACCUUGUGCCGGCAAACGGCGCUGACAUCAGAGACGAGAACCUGUACCAGCCAACCCUCCUCAUCAAGACCAUUGCCCCUCACGUCAGCAGGCAAAACUUAGAGACAUUCUGCAAAGAACAUCUCGGCGAAGAAGAGGGUGGUUUCAAGUGGCUUUCUCUUUCGGAUCCCAACCCCAGCAAGCGGUAUCACCGUAUUGGUUGGGUCAUGCUUCAUCCUUCAUCAGAGGUCGCCCCUGUUGUCGACCGUGUGGAUCCCAAGGAUGAAGACGGCGAUUUGCCUUUGAAGUCGCCAGCCGUUAUCUCAACUGCUGAGAAGGCUCUCGAUGCUGUCAAUGGCAAGACUGUGAAGGACGAAGUCAGAGGUGACUUUGUCUGCCACGUCGGUGUGCACAACCCUCCCAGCCACCCUCGAAAGAAGGCUCUGUGGGAUCUCUUCUCCGCACCUGAGCGUGUUGAGAAGGACUUAAACCUCGUCCAGCGUCUGGUCAACAAGUUUGAGGAAGACUUUGGUUCCGACUUCAAUGCCGUACUGAAAAUUGAGGAGAGAGUCGAUGAUCUUAAGAAUGCUGGUCGUCUCCAACCUGCCGCCAGCGCAACAAAGAAGAAGCCCAAGAAGGAACGUGAUCUCGACGUCGACGACGGCAUGGACGACGGAGAAGACGGCGCCAUUGACGAUGACGAGGACGAGGGUGCUGUGGAGGAGGAGGACACCGAUGACGAAGAGCUGCUCGUGAAGAAGAAGCAGCUGGAUCUGAUGAUUGAGUAUCUCAGACGCGUUUACCAUUUCUGCUUCUUCUGCGUCUUCGAGAGCGACUCGGUCCACGAGCUAACUCGCAAGUGCCCUGGUGGUCACCUGCGUCGCCCGAGAAGCACUCUCAGCACCGCUGCCAAGGCCGUUGCGCGCGCUAGCGCCAACGGGGAGCCGUUCCCCGGAAAGAAGCGCAGUGAGAUCGAGGAAGAGGGCGAAGCAACCGAGAACGACAAGAAAUUCCGUGGUACCAAUGGCAAGGCAGAACAGCAGCUUCUGCGUGCCUACAACUGGGUGAAGACCUUUGAGGACAAGAUCAUGCAGAUCCUAGAGCCUGAAACGGCGGAUCUGCGUAAACUCGGAGGCCGGCCAGUCGAGGACGCUGUUAGUGAGGAGCUUCUCAAGUUUGUCAAGCAAGAAGACGAGCAUAAGUGGAGGUGCAAGGUGCCCGAGUGUACCAAGCUGUUCAAGGAGGAGCACUUCUGGCGCAAGCACGUUGAGAAGCGCCAUAACGAUUGGCUCGAGGGCAUUGAGCAAGAGUUCCACCUCAUCAAUGCCUAUGUUAUGGAUCCAUCCCACAUCGCACCGUCGCGAACGGAUGCCAACUCCAACGGCCACUUCCCUCCAGCGAAUGGCCAGUCUGCGACUGGAACUCCCCGUGGCUUCAAUUUGCAGAACUUCACCAUGAACGGGAUGAUGCCUAUCCCGGGCUUCCCCAUGCCGCCAGGCGGUUUCCCACCAUUCGUUGGCAGCGGUCACCCUGGCGUUCAACCUGGAUGGAACGCCGGCGGCGAUGACCGUGGUGGUCCUGGCCCCAUCCGCCGUGGAGGCAUGGGUGGUGGCCGUGGUGCCUAUCGUACUGGGCCCUACGACCGACGUCCGAACCCCCGUUGGGACGGUGGUAUGGGCGCAAGAGGUCGCGGCGGCGCUGGGAAAUGGGGAGACGGCGCUGCUGCAGGUGGAGCCGCCGUCGGUCCCCGCGAGGCUACUCAGGGACGCAGUCUCAAGAGUUACGAGGAUCUCGACCAUGUUGCUGGUGGCGGCGGUGGUGAGCUGAAUUACUAG
Messenger RNA from Colletotrichum navitas, 2643 nucleotides. RefSeq lists its product as uncharacterized. NCBI's taxonomy places the organism in Eukaryota, Fungi, Ascomycota, Sordariomycetes, Glomerellales, Glomerellaceae. The record is from RefSeq and is a predicted model, not a curated record. The transcript has 3 exons. Bases 1 to 2643 code for a protein of 880 amino acids. Gene Ontology annotation, cellular component: kinetochore.